UUCAGCCCUCCCUCUCCUCAUCUCCUUUAGCUCCAACUCUCAACUUGUACAUUUAAAAAGAUACAGCUGCCAAGAAAGUGAGAGAGAGAGAGAAGCAAAAGAGAAAGCACUCCUGUCAAAAGCAAGCUUUGGAAUGAUGAAAAUGAAGAUUCUAUCAGCUCUUGUUUUGCUGAGCAUGCUGCUUGGUACUAACAUGAUGCCUUUCAGUCGACUUUCUUGUUACAAGAAAGUGCUAAAAGAUCGCAACUGUCACAGCAUCCCAGAAGGUGUGGCCAGUCUUCGACGCAUUGAUGGAAAUCUUCAAGACCACUUCUGGGAAGGGCAAAGUUGUGAGAUGAUCUGUUACUGCAAUUUUAGCGAAUUACUCUGCUGCCCAAAAGGUAUUUUCUUUGGACCAAAGAUCUCUUUUGUCAUCCCUUGCAACAAUCAAUGAGCAUCAUGUGUACCAGUGAGAAGACACACACAGGACUUCACAACAGGAGAUAAACAAUGUUGUCAUAGAAAAUCUAUUCCUUUCUACAGCACUAGAGUGCAGAGCUUUACUGUACCAAGUAGUAUACGUUUCCCUUUCUGUAUGUAGAAGUAACCAUGGUUUGAAGCUUUAAUGGUAAAGCUCUCCUUUCUAACUUGGUAGCUACAUUAGUUUUCAUUAGAAGGAUUUAAGAAGGGUGCAGUAGAACCUCCUUAAUUCAUUGUGCAACCCAGACAGUCUCAAAAGAUCUGGUGUUGUCAUUCCACCUCUCAAAGAUUUAGGGUCAAAUUUUCAGCUGCUAUAAGGCAGUAUAACGCCUCACUACACUGUUUUACUCCCAUUGAAGCCCUUAGCAGCAGUUCACUGUACUGCAAUUUCAUAUCAAUAAGUCUUCAUUACUUUAACAAAAAGUAACAUUGAAAUCAGUGGGAGCUGCUGUGCGUUCAGCACUUUUGAAAAUCAGGUCACUUUAUUUAGGUGCCUAAAUAAGGUUUGAGGACCCUAACUUUUUACAUCUGUUUUUGAAUAUCUUGGUCUAAAAAGCUUGUUAAUCCCCUUGAAGUCAAUAGCAAGACUCCCACUAGCUUCCAUGGAAACACAAUUGGACUCUAAAUUCACAAAAUAGUUAUUCAUAAUGGGGGCCUUAUUUAAAGUCCUCUUUGCACUUUUGGUGUUUAGUACCCAGCUGCUAUAAUGUAUAUAUUCAGUAAAACAGCUACUGGUGAUGAGCCUGAUCCAAUAUCUUUGGAAGACAAUGGGCCCUGAUUCAGGCCUCGUUUGAACUAUAGCACAUCUCAGUAGUAACUUUAAAAUGCUAGUUCCGUAUCUUUAAUAUAGCCCUUUAGGAAAAGACAGGUAUAUAAUUAGACACAGAGACUAGCAUUCUAAGCAUGUACACCAAUGAAAGCUGUAUGCCAUAAGUAUUAAAUGUUUCUUUUAACAUAUGGUAAUUCCUAGAGCUACCAAGUUAAUCAGAUGGAAAAGUGUGAAAAUAUCUAGUGCAAAAUAUGAAACUUUAAUAUAGCUAUCUUGUGCUAGUCUUUUUCAAUGACACUUUCUGCAGUAGUCAUUUUAUGUAAAUUACAUAGCAUUAAAAAAAAUCACUAUUGCCUAAUAGACAACCAUACUUCACUUACAUGACAACUUUGUAUCAAAUACAAAAUAUGUUCAGAAACUUUGCUGUCUAUAACGGUUGGAUGAUUGUAAUCUUGUACCUAGUUGGUCUGAGUGUUUGCUGGACCAUAUGCAAAUGAUAAUAAAUGUGUAUUCAAUUAA
Messenger RNA from Malaclemys terrapin pileata, 1747 nucleotides. RefSeq names its product stimulator of chondrogenesis 1 (gene SCRG1). Lineage: Eukaryota; Metazoa; Chordata; Testudines; Emydidae. Bases 134 to 433 code for a protein of 99 amino acids. The transcript has 3 exons. The record is from RefSeq and is a predicted model, not a curated record.